Anoplopoma fimbria (sablefish) is the source of this 3444-nucleotide messenger RNA. It is a transcript of the gene rapgef1a, whose product is annotated as Rap guanine nucleotide exchange factor (GEF) 1a. Gene Ontology annotation, cellular component: plasma membrane. Gene Ontology annotation, biological process: positive regulation of GTPase activity; Ras protein signal transduction. Gene Ontology annotation, molecular function: guanyl-nucleotide exchange factor activity. The record is from RefSeq and is a predicted model, not a curated record. NCBI's taxonomy places the organism in Eukaryota, Metazoa, Chordata, Actinopteri, Perciformes, Anoplopomatidae.
CAGGGCUAACCUGUUCUGCUGAUCAGACGUUACCAGCUGUGUGUCUGUCCACUUGAAGACAUGUCGUCCCGGCCUGACAGUAAGACAGGCUCCCAGUUUGUGUCUCUCACCAUGAGGCUGAAGGACAAGCUCCACCCACAGAGGAUCAGACGCUCUGAGCGAACCAAACAAACCUUAUCACAGAGAGCCAAACCAUGUGAUCUGAACCUGCAACACACACUGCAACCAAAGUCGGUGUGUGUGUUGGAGGACCAGCAGCGGGCCGUCAUCAGCUCUCUGCAGUACUUCAAAGCUCUGGUGGACAGACUGGGAGUUGACAAACUGGUCCUGGACCAGUCUGUGGUGGGUGGUCUGCUGGGGGGGGCAUCCGGCGGAGUCCUUGAGGCGGUCCAGACUUUGGUCCAGCUGGAGCCACACCUGCACAACAGUAAGACCGUCUCUUCCUGUCUCACUCGUCUCUACCUGUCUCUGGCUCAGCUGAUACGCUGGGCCGAUCAGUUGAUGCUGCAAGGCGUUGCCCAUGGCAACAAGGACUCCAUGGCAAGCGUUACCGUGGUGAUCAGGGCCGUACUGGACGGGGUCAAGGAACUUGUACGAUUGGCUGCAGAGAGACAAGGCGACUCCGCCCCCUUGUCUCCUGUCCAAUCACAGGUCACCGUGGGACAGACAUUUGGGUUUGACGACCAGCAGACAUCAGAGAGGACGUCUACCAGCUCAGGAGCUCCUGCUGAGAAGGAGGAGGAGGAGCAGACAGCUUUGGCUCCUCCUAAGCCCCCCAUGCCUCUCACAGAGUCACUCCCCCAGGUGUCCCUCCCCCAGGUGUCCCUCCCCCAGGUGUCCCCACAGGGAGUCAGUCCUCCAGCCCUGCCGCCUAAAAGACGAUCAUCAUCAGGCCCCGCCCUCUGCAGGGUUGCCAUAGUAGCACCAAUGAGACGAGAGCCUGAGGUCGACAGACAGGUACAAAAGGAGGACGAGUGUUUGAAGCGCUUCUCUACCUCAUCUGCAGACUCUGCUGCUGAGAAUACACACUGUGAGGACGAUCCAGACUACGACUUCCUCCACACUGACCUCUCCUCCUCUGAGACUCUCCCUCCUCUUCCUCACCCCUCCUCCCUCCCCCCCGCCCUGCCAGAGAAGACACGCUGCAGCACUGCAGGAGCUACCACCUAUGAGGCCUCGGCCUCGUUUGGGUUUGACUCGGCCCCCCCACACAGAGCCGCCCCCUGUGAAGAUGUCGUUGGGCCUGAUGAGUCCUCGUCCUUCCCUCUGUCUCCCAGCAAGACGCCCCCCCUCCCCGAGAAGAAACGACACAUCCAUCAGUACCUCCAGUUCUGUUCGUCCUACAGCGCUCAAUCAGCAGCCAUGUUCUACCAGCGACCUUUGACCUUCAGUCAUCAUUACAGCAGCAAGCAGCGCGAGCUGGAGACCACUGACCAGCUCACACACACACACCUGGACACGCAGACAUCUGACUCCGCCCCCUCACCUGAGCUACCUCCUGCUCCAGUUCUACCAGUGAAGAAGAGACAGCAGGAUCCGUUUGAACCGGAUGAGGAGGAGCGGACCAGAGACAGUUCUCAGAGUCUCCAGCAGGAGGCGGAGCCUAAGAGGAGGGGCAGGGAGCAGCAUGAGGAGCAGGAGGAGGUGCUACUGACGGACUGGGAGGAGAUCCUCCACAGAAUCACAAUGAAGACUGAGGACGAGGACGGGCCGGACGUGAAAGCAGCGUCUCCUGAGAUCCUAUUGGUCCACGCCACGGCGACGCCCAGAGGACCAGAACAGGUGGUGUACUGUGAAGCCUUCCUCUCCACCUACAGGAGCUUCCUCAGCCCCAAGGACGUCAUCAUCAAACUCCAGCACAGAUACAGACAUCUGUGUGAACGACGGGACCCUGAACACAUCACUGCUGCCAAGAACACCUUCAAGCUACUGGUCAGAGUGGUGAAAGAGCUGUGUGCCACAGAGCUGGACUCUGAUUUGCUGCUGCUCCUGAUGGAGCUGGUGUUCAGCCUCCUGAUUGGUGGAGAGCUCGGCUCGGCCCUCCUGUUGCGCUCCAACAUCCUGUCCAAGAUGGAGCAGAAGUGGCAGCUGAUUGGCUCUCCUCAGUCACUCCGCCCCCUCGCGGCCAGGGGCGUGGCUGCCAGACCAGGAACCCUGCUGGACUUCAGGAGCCAGGACUUAGCUGAACAGCUGACUCUGCUGGACUCAGAGCUCUUCUGCAAGAUCCAGCUUCCAGAGCUCUUGAUGUGGUCUAAAGAGCAGAAUGAUGAGAAAAGUCCAAACCUGACAGAGUUCACCCAACACUUCAACAACGUCUCCUACUGGGUUCGUUCUGUGAUCAUUCUUCAGGAUAAAUCUCAGGACAGAGAAAAACUGUUGCUGAAGUUCCUGAAGACCAUGAAGCACCUGCGAAGGCUGAACAACUUUAACUCGUACCUGGCCAUCCUGUCAGCGCUAGACUCUGCCCCCCUGCGACGCCUAGACUGGCAGAAAAACACAGCUGAGGCUCUAGAGGAGUACAGCUCUUUGAUUGACAGCUCAUCAUCAUUUAGAGCCUACAGAGCAGCUCUGGCUGAGGUGGAACCUCCCUGUAUACCCUACCUGGGGUUGAUCCUUCAGGACUUGACCUUCGUCCACCUGGGGAAUCCUGACACGUUGAUGACAUCACAGGGAUCAAAGGUCAACUUCUCUAAACGCUGGCAGCAGUUCAACAUCCUGGACCCUCUGAGGAGCUCCCAGCAAGUUACUUACACUCUGCAGCCUAAUGAUGACAUCAUAUCGUUCUUUAAUGACUUCAGCGAUCACCUGGCUGAGGAAGCAUUGUGGGAACUCUCGCUGAGACUCCGCCCACGAAAUGCCCCACGAGCCAAUCAGAGAUGACAGACCACACAGACUAAACCUGUGCUAACCUGGGACGUCACAAGGCUAACCUGUGGAUAUUGAGAAUUGCGGUGGCUAAACCUGAAACCUGAAAUAAACCGGUACUGAACUGGAUUAGACUGGUGCUCAUGUGUCAAAGGAAGAAGGAUGUUCACAUACUGGGCUAAUCACGGCUAACAUGUGCUCAUAUGGACUAUUCCUGCAACAACCGGCAAUAACCAGAACCGUUGUAGCCAUUUUGAAGUGCAUAGGCAAGCUGAGGUUAGCCGGGAGCUAAUUGGAGUUAGCCAGGUGUUAGCACCAGUCAAGUGUUGAACAAGAUUAGCCUGGAGCUAUCAGGGGUUAGCCAGGUGUUAGCCAAGAUUAGCCUGGAGCUAUCAGGGGUUAGCCAGGUGUUAGCCAAGAUUAGCCUGGAGCUAGCUGGGGUUAGCCAGGUGUUAGCCAAGAUUAGCCUGGAGCUAGCCGGGGUUAGCCAGGUGUUAGCGUGGUGCCUCUUCCUGUGUCUUACCUGUUUGUAAUUAUUCACAUCAAUAUUUCAAUAAACAUCACUGCUCACCUGUGGAU